AUGAACGGAACCUCCAAGCGUAACAACUCGUACGAGUUCACGCCAGACUUUUCUAAUUACACCCCGAUGUCCUUUAAUUCCGCAGAAUUCCACAGUUCGACAGACCCUUUACUUCUACAGCAGCAAUCUGCCAGUCCUGUCGCCCCGUUUUACAACCACACAAACGAUAACAUCCAAUACCUUCACGACCGGUCAUUCAUACCUCUUUCUGUGCAGACCAGUGCCACUGAUUAUUCGAUCUUGGAAGAUAUAGAUCGAAUUCCUGUUGACGACCCCAUUCAAACGGCAUCAGAGAGCAUUGGCGGCCAGACAACCCCUGACCUCGCUAACACCCCAGACAACUCCGUAUCUUCUGCUGGAAAUUUCAUCAAGUUGGAUCCGAGUUAUUUGGAGGAUUUCGUCACCAGUGAACCUUCCUUUGAGGAGUCUGCCCAUAUUGAUGAAUAUUUGAACCAAUAUAUCAAAUUGGAACUGGUUGACUCGCCCAACGAUUCAAAUUUUACUGGACUGGGUAUCAAGCGUGCGCCAAAGUUUGUCCAGCAACCAUCGACUCCAAAACGGGCCUCUUCGCUAAUCUUCAAAGAGGAAGAGAUCCCAUCAGCAACCAGGAAGACCGUAAAACCCAGACCAAAGGCCAUCAAGGUUCCUCCAAAACCAGCCCACAAGCUGAAAAAGACACUGUCGACGACACAGAUGGCCACAGCAGCCGCUGCUGCUGCCAUAUCUUCUCGGAACGUUCCCGAAAGAAAGUACAACUCGCCGUCUUUCUCGUCGGCAGCUGCCAUUGCUACGACAACAAAGGCCAGAAACCCAAGAAACGGAUCUGGAUCUCCUGUCAGCACGAGAAAAUCUCUCCCAUCGACGCCCAAAAAGCAAACAAGCUCCGCUGUUCAUUCCAAAGACAAAUCCGCCAAGCAGUUUUCAUUCGUUUUCGAAGCUGCUCCCAAAAUGCCGACCAACAACUCGUCUGCGUGCUCACUCUCUUCAAGCUCGACGAUAUCUUCUAAUUACUCGAUCAAUUCCUCGAUUCCGAGCUCGACGUCGCCGACUGCAAGCGCGCAGCAGACCCCGUUGUCUUCGAAACCAACAUUCAUUAUCUACUCGCAACAACAGAAGUUUGUCAGUGAGCCUCCUCCGACCUUCUCUCAAACACAUUCGCGUCGCAACAGUAUCGCUACACCUACGUCGUCGGUCAUGACCCCAUUAACUAGUCCUCUGUCUGCGUCGGUGUCAAAAUUCGGUGUCAGACCAACCACUUCGUCAUCUUCCAUCUCGUCUGUUUCAUUGACAAGCUCGAAAUACAAGAAAUCGGCCAAACCAUCACAACAGAAACAAUUACAGGACAUGGCGGGGGACCUGAAACACAACUCCGAGUUCCAGAAAUCCAUCACCAAGUUCCCAAAAAAUAACGUUGCACCUUUUGAGCCAAAGAUUUACAAAGACAUGAAACAAGGCCUGAUGGAAUUUCAGCUUAAUGUUCCUCCAAAAUAA
Ogataea philodendri is the source of this 1491-nucleotide messenger RNA. RefSeq lists its product as uncharacterized. The coding region runs from base 1 to 1491 and encodes 496 amino acids. NCBI's taxonomy places the organism in Eukaryota, Fungi, Ascomycota, Pichiomycetes, Pichiales, Pichiaceae. The record is from RefSeq and is a predicted model, not a curated record. The transcript has a single exon.